GCAUCUGACCUCUUUUCCAGCGUAAGCUGGUUGGUGGUCAAACAGCGUCUAAGUUGGUAAAGCCAUUAAAUAUGAAGCAAAUUCUCAAUGAGUAUACGAUGUCAGAAUGUCUGAAUCUACAAGCGAAACCGUUUGAAAUACCACCGAGUUUUUCCGUCACGAACGCGGAGCGCAAUUGCUAGGUUUGCUAAAAAGGUGCUACUGCGAUGCGGCAGUUGUCAGGGGGAUAUCGGAGAGGAGGGGGUGUGAUUGGCUGAAGUGGCCCUGUUGCCUUGGCGACGGUAGGGGGGGUACGGAAGCGUUGCCGUGCGGCGUGGAUGGAGGAAGCAGCUGCUGAUCUUUUGACACAGCGCGAGCGAAAGGCUACCGCAUGAAAGCACGGGAGCUUUGUCGUCGGACGCGAUAGUAGAAUGCACGAAUACCCUCCUGGUUUGAUGGGUCCGAUAAUCGGGAUGUCUCCAGAUAAGAAAGCCGAAUCUCCCGGAGCGCAGGGCGUGUGUGGAGCUGGGACUCUACCUGAAGCAGAGAGUGCUUCCAGUCCCAUGGCUACCAGUCUGGAACAGAUUGGUCGGGCUGGAGCAUUGAGUGUGGUGGCGGGUGAGUCUGAAGAUGAUGAACUAACCAACCUGAACUGGCUUCAUGAGAACCUGCUGCAGAACUUCACGCUCGGAGGCGAAGCGCAACCCAUCAACAGCCCGCUGUUUGACAUCGAGGGAGGCGGUGGGUCGCCACACAGCAACACCGCCUCGUCCACCUCCUCUAUCUCUGCAGGAAGCGAGAGAGAUCCUUACAAGUCAAAGCCUCCAUUCUCUUUCUCCUUACUGAUAUACAUGGCUAUCGAACAGUCGCCCAGCAAAUCUCUCCCAGUGAAGGACAUCUACAGCUGGAUCCUCAAACAUUUUCCAUAUUUCUCCAGCGCCCCUACUGGCUGGAAGAACUCAGUGCGCCACAACCUGUCCCUCAACAAGUGCUUCCGCAAAGUAGAGCGAAGCAUAGGAAAGACCAAUGGGAAAGGCUCUCUGUGGUGCGUUCACCCCGAGUUCCGGCCCAUGCUGAUGCAAGCCCUGAAGAAACAGCACUUCCCGAAUGCACAUGCCUUCUGCACUCCUCCUGCCUCCCCUCCUAGUGCCUCGUCUCCUCCUCAUCACCUUUUCACAUCAGAGCAGGGCUGUGCCCUAAAAGAAUGUGAUUUUGAUGCUGCCACUGCCAUGAUGCUGUUAAAGUCUGCCUCUGAGCAGAACAUUGACUCUUACCUAGAUGAUCAAGAAGGACCCAUAGAUCUCUCCCGAAGGGACUUGGUGGUUGUGAGUCGGGAUCCAAAGCAGGAUCACAACUACAGCAGCACCCCUGUCCCGCCCUGCCCUCGCCAGAUGCCUCCUUCACAGCCGGUCAGCUUCAGUCUGGCUCUACACCAUGAUCAGGAGAGAGGAGGCCGGGCCCGAUGGCCACGCAGCCCGCUACAGGGUCCGCUUUUCGGAAAAAGGAGCAGAAGAGAUUCUCGUACAGAUGUGGAUGAGGAGCUCAAAGAGGCGGCCGGCUCACUCCUACACCUGGCCGGUAUUCGCACCAGUUUAGUUGCCUCAAGACGCAAGAGCAGGAAAAUCAGUAGGAAAUGAACCCGAUUCUGAAACUCCAUCCUGUGGCCUGCCCAGCCUCUCUCUUCUGGUUUGGUGUAUCUUCCUUCUUGUUUGUAAUUGUUGGGGUGUUUUCUUUCUUUUAGUCCGGUCCACUCAUCAAACAUGGCAAUACAAACACAGGAGAGAAAAGCCAUACUGACAUAUUUUAUGUACAGAAAAAGAAACCAAUUUGAAUGAACAGCCCACAUCAUUUGAGUUUAACGGUAUGAGAGUUUGAAGAUGUUAAUUGCUUUAAAAA
Messenger RNA from Sinocyclocheilus grahami, 1875 nucleotides. Its product is annotated as forkhead box protein N2-like. Gene Ontology annotation, molecular function: DNA-binding transcription factor activity; cis-regulatory region sequence-specific DNA binding. The record is from RefSeq and is a predicted model, not a curated record. The coding region runs from base 411 to 1616 and encodes 401 amino acids. Lineage: Eukaryota; Metazoa; Chordata; Actinopteri; Cypriniformes; Cyprinidae. The transcript has 6 exons. Gene Ontology annotation, cellular component: nucleus. Gene Ontology annotation, biological process: regulation of DNA-templated transcription.